Drosophila subobscura is the source of this 1306-nucleotide messenger RNA. It is a transcript of the gene TfIIS, whose product is annotated as transcription elongation factor S-II. Gene Ontology annotation, molecular function: nucleic acid binding; zinc ion binding. The coding region runs from base 151 to 1092 and encodes 313 amino acids. The transcript has 2 exons. Gene Ontology annotation, biological process: DNA-templated transcription; transcription elongation by RNA polymerase II. Gene Ontology annotation, cellular component: nucleus. The record is from RefSeq and is a predicted model, not a curated record. NCBI's taxonomy places the organism in Eukaryota, Metazoa, Arthropoda, Insecta, Diptera, Drosophilidae.
AAUUUUUAUUGGAGGGAAAAAGUUUAGUUCUCCGUUUAAGCUUUAAAGCAAUAUUGCUGCUGAGUUGUUGAAACAAAUUUCACGCAGCGAAGGAACGCCGCUAACUUAACCUCUCUUCUGUCAUAUGCGAUACAGUUUCUGGCGGCCAAAAUGAGCGUGGAGGAUGAAGUCUUUCGCAUUCAGAAAAAAAUGAGCAAGAUAUCAACGUCUAGCGAUGGCUCAGGACAGGAACAGGCUUUGGAUCUUCUGAAGGCGCUGCAAACGCUGAACAUUAAUCUGGAGAUCCUGACUAAAACGCGCAUCGGCAUGACUGUCAACGAGCUGCGCAAAAGCAGCAAGGAUGACGAGGUGAUUGCACUGGCCAAAACCCUUAUUAAGAACUGGAAACGCUUUCUGCCCAGCCCGGCCCCUGCCACCCCAAACAACAGCACUGCCGCCGGCAAGGAGAGCUUGAACAAUAGUGCGUCAAAGUCCUCGAGUUCGAGCAAGUCGGCCAGCAAGGAGAAGUCUAGUAGUAGCAGCAGCUCCUCCUCGCGUGACAAGCGCGACGAGAAGAAGGUAUCGUCGUCACAGACGUCCUUCCCAUCCGGCGGCAUGACAGAUGCCGUGCGCUUGAAGUGUCGCGAAAUGCUGACCACCGCGCUGAAGAACGGAGAGGUGCCCGAAGGUUGUGCCGAGCCCGAGGAAAUGGCCGCCGAGCUAGAGGACGCCAUUUACUCGGAGUUCAAGAAUACGGACAUGAAGUACAAGAAUCGCAUUCGUUCGCGUGUGGCCAAUUUAAAGGACCCGAAGAACCCGGGUCUACGUGGAAAUUUCAUGUGCGGCGCCGUCUCUGCCAAGCAGCUGGCCAAAAUGACUCCCGAGGAGAUGGCCAGCGACGAGAUGAAGAAGCUGCGGGAGAAGUUCGUGAAGGAGGCCAUAAACGAUGCCCAGCUGGCCACCGUACAGGGCACCAAGACAGAUCUCCUCAAGUGCGGCAAGUGCAAGAAGCGCAACUGCACCUACAACCAGCUGCAGACGCGCUCCGCCGACGAGCCUAUGACCACUUUCGUCAUGUGCAACGAGUGCGGCAACCGCUGGAAGUUCUGCUAAGCCCCGUCCCAGCCUGUAAUCCCAACUAAACCCUUGAAACACCCUAACACCCUACAACAUACCCCACUUGUAUCCAAAUAACAACCUACAUAUUCUUAUUACUUUGUAAAGACACGAGCUACUCUUUUCUAUUUGCCCGCUUGAGCAAGCGCAUAUUCACUGACCACCAAGAGAGGAAAUUUCAAUAAAAAAACUAUUGAUAAAAUAAAACUAA